Aspergillus ibericus CBS 121593 is the source of this 1551-nucleotide messenger RNA. RefSeq names its product MFS transporter. The transcript has 8 exons. The record is from RefSeq and is a predicted model, not a curated record. Gene Ontology annotation, molecular function: transmembrane transporter activity. The coding region runs from base 1 to 1422 and encodes 473 amino acids. NCBI's taxonomy places the organism in Eukaryota, Fungi, Ascomycota, Eurotiomycetes, Eurotiales, Aspergillaceae. Gene Ontology annotation, biological process: transmembrane transport.
AUGUCAGUUGCUGGUGCCGGUGCCGCGCCGUGGAAGCUGGGGUUCCGGUCGUCCAAGGCGUUUGUGAUUUCCGUGGUGGCGAUUGCGGUGUUCACGGAUAUCUUUAUCUAUGGCAUGAUCGUGCCCAUCCUACCGAUUGUGCUCAAAACACGUGUGACUGUCCCAGACGAUGAACUUCAAAAAUGGAUGUCAAUCAUGCUUGCAGCGUUUGGUGGGGGCAUAUUCUUCGGGUCUCCGAUAUUCGGGUACUUUGCGGAUCGAAGCACCUCGCGACAGCUUCCGUUUCUGAUCGGACUGCUUGCGCUUGCUGGGACGACUAUCGUUUUCUGGUUCGCGGAGACGGUCUCGUCGCUGGUCAUUGCGCGCAGUCUCCAGGGACUGUCGGCGGCCGUGGUCUGGACAGUGGGUUUGGCCCUUGUUGUUGAUACAGUGGGUAAGGAUCAAGUGGGAGUCGCAAUGGGAUAUGUGUCCAUGGCUCUGACCGUGGGGACUGUCUUUGGUCCGUUUAUUGGAGGCAUUAUGCUGUCGCGAGUGGGCUAUCAUUCGGUGUUUGUAUUGGCGAUUGGGUUGAUUGUCCUGGAUAUUAGCCUUCGGCUUGUGAUGAUCGAACGCAAAUCUGCCUCUAAAUGGAUUCAAUCGGACGAGAGCGGCGAGACAGAAGGUCUGCUGAGUGGCGCGGAGGGAGAGCAUGGCACUGGAUAUGCUGCUAUUACGGAGAAUGCCACCGAUCAGACGUCUGCCCCAGUUGGCGAGCCGCUGUCCAGCGGGAGGACCACGUCCGUACCCGGAAUUGUUCGCUUGAUGUGCUCGGGCAAAUUGAUGGUCGUCCUCUUGGCAACCGUAGUGGAUGCGAUUAUCUGGUCCUCUUUCGAUACGGUGCUUCCACUGUAUGUGAUGAAAACAUUCGGCUGGGGAUCUUUCGAGAUCGGCUUGUGUUUCCUGCCGCUAUUUGUGCCGUCAUUCCUCUCUCCAUGGGUUGGCGAUGCUGUUGACCGCUGGGGAGCACCGCGGAUCGCUUUCCUCGGCUUCCUGCUCGAUUUCCCUACGCUGCUGCUUUUCCAGCUCGUCGCACGGAACACGACUCAGGAUCAGGUCCUCCUCUAUGUGUUCCUCUGCUUCGCAGGAGUUGCGUCCACGCUGCAGAUGGUUUCUCUGAUGACGGAGGUCAGCAACGUUACGGAGCGGUACGAGAAGGAGUUCCCCGGCAUCUUCGGGCAGCAGGGGGGUACUGCGCAAGCCUAUGGACUGUUCAACGUAGCCUGGUCCGGCGGACAGGUCUUGGGACCGCUGGUUGCGGGUCUCCUCGUCGAACGAGCUGGUUGGACGACCAUGGUGACGGUGUUGGGAGCUGUCAGUGGAGGAACGUCGGUGGUGAUUGCUCUCUCGGAUCGGAGGGUGCUGCCACUGCAGAAGAAAAGGUGAUGACUCAUGAUUCACGAUUCACGAUGCUCAAAGCUGCAAUGAUGUGCAUGGAUGAUGACGAUUGACGGAUCGAAGAGGUGAUGGGUAUUGUUAUCGACAGUGAUUGCCCGAUAAUCAUGUGUUGUGUAA